AUGACCGCCGUUGGUAUAAUUCAGGUCUGCGGAGGUUUUCCUUGCCCCGUGCUCGGCCGCGCAUCGGCCUCCAUCCAAAAGGGAUCGCCGAGAUGUCCAAGAUUGAGAAGAUGAGCAUUCAGGGGGUGAGGAGUUUUGGGAUCGACGACAGACACAAGCAGGUUAUCACCUUCUCCACUCCGCUGACGGUGCUGGUGGGACCCAACGGAGCGGGAAAAACAACCAUAAUCGAGUGCCUGAAGUACAUUUGCACCAGCGAUUUCCCGCCUGGAACGAAAGGCAACACGUUUGUACAUGAUCCAAAGGUUGCCCACGAGACUGACGUGCGAGCCCAAAUUCGUCUGCAGUUCCGAGACGUGAAUGGGGAGACGGUGGCGGUGCAGAAGUCACUGCUUUGCACCCAGAAAGGGAAGAAGAUAGAAUUCAAAACCCUGGAGGGACUGAUCACUCGCCUCAGGCACGGAGAGAAAAUCAGCCUGAGCUCCAAGUGCGCAGAGAUAGACAGGGAGAUGAUCAGUGCACUGGGCGUUUCCAAAGCCGUGAUAAACAACGUCAUAUUUUGCCACCAGGAAGAUUCAAACUGGCCUCUGAGUGAAGGAAAAACUCUGAAGCAGAAGUUUGAUGAUAUUUUUUCGGCCACCAGGUACAUUAAGGCUUUGGAGACGCUACGACAAGUACGCCAGAAACAGGCUCAGCGAGUCCGAGAGUGUCAGGGAGAACUCAAGUACCUCAAACAAAACAAGGAGAAAGCCCACGAGAUAAGGGAUCAGCUGACCAACAAAGAGACCCAACUGGCGGCCUCCAAAGAGAAUGUCCAAUCGAUAGAAAAUCAGAUCGAUCCAUUGGAGAAUCGCUUGCUGGAGAUCGACCAGAGCCUGGCUAAGGUGAUAAAAGUGGACAACGAGAUCAAAGCCCUGGAGAGUAGGAAGAAGCAAAUGGAGGAAGACAAUCAAGAUUUGGAAAUGAAAAUGGAACAGGUCUUCCAAGGAACGGACGAGCAGCUGAUAGAUACGUACCAGAAUCACCAGAGAACAGUGAGCGAGAAGACCAGGCUGGUGACCGAUCGGCAGCGGGAGCUGGAGAGAGUCAACCAGAGGUGUCAGAAACUCAACCGGCAGAAGUCCGAUAUGCUGGUUGAACAGGGGCGACUUCAGCUGCUGGCUGAUCGUCAGCAGGAGAACGUCAAGAGACGCGAUGCUUUGGUGCGGACGUUGGCGGGGCAGCUGGACCUGAGCGGCUACGAGCGCCCUCCCUUCAGCGAUCGACAGUAUCACGGCUUCCGUCAGCAGGUGGAAGAGAGGCUGAAGAUCGAGCAAGAGGCGGGAAACCAGCUGGUGAACGAAUUCACGGAAAAAGACGCAGCCAAACAACGGCAGAUCGACAAGGUCAGAGACAAGAAGACGGGACUGGAGAGAACCAUUGACCUCAAGCUAGAUAUCCACCGCAAGAAACAGUUGGAGCUCAACAGCGUGAACGUAGAUCUUCAGCAGCUGGAAGGAUCUUCGGAUAGACUGCAGGAGCUCGAUCAAGAGCUGAAGAAGGCCGAGCGGGAACUGGAGCGAGCGGAGGCCGACAGCAACGUGGAGGGUCUGAGGGCGGAGGUGACGGCUCUGCAGAAGGAGAAAGGAGAGCUCGACCGGUCCCUUCGCAAACUGGAUCAGGAAAUGGAGACGCUAUCCUUCCACACCGUAACGCGAACUGAGAUGGAGGUAUCGAAGAAAGACAAGGCAAACAAAGAGGAGCAGAUCAGGAAGAUAAAGUCCCGACACAAUGACGAGUUGGUGGCUCUGUUGGGACAUUUCCCCAACAAGAAGCAGCUGGAGGAUUGGAUUCACACCAAAGCCAAUGAGAUCAACAGCUCCAGAGAGAAACUGACUAAGAUGACCAAGGACUUGGCUUCAGCAGAGCAGAACAAGAAUCACACCAGCGCUGAGCUCAAGAAGAAGGAGCAACAGUUGGCUCAGUACGAAGAGAAGCUUUUCGAAGUGUGCGGAGGCCAAGACUUUGAAAGCGAUCUGUACAAACUCCAGGACGAUAUCGACAAGACGUCAAAGCAGAGAGCCAUGCUCUCGGGAGCCACCGCUGUGUACACGCAGUUCAUCAGCCAACUGACGGAGGACAACGAGCCCUGCUGCCCGGUCUGCCAGCGCAUCUUCCCUUCCGAGGCGGAGUUGCAAGACAUCGUCAACGACUUGCAGUCAAAGCUCCGUCUCGUUCCCGAUAAACUGAAGGCGACUGAGUCCGAGCUGAAGAGGAGGGAGAAACGUCGGGACGAGAUGAUGGGACUGAAGCCAGUCAGGGAAACAGUGACCGAGCUGAAUGAAAGGGACCUGCCUGAGCUGCGGAACAAGCUGCAGAACAUCAUUCGCGACAUUCAGCGUCUGAAGUGCGACGUGGAAGAGCAGGAGACACUUCAGGCCGCCUUCAUAUCUGAGGAAGGCUCGGCCAAACAGUGUCUACAAGACAUCUCGCUCAUGGAUAGGUAUCAGAUGGAGCUGAGGGACGUAGAGCGUAAGAUCGCUCAGCAGGCAGCCAAGCUCCAGGGAGUCGAUGUGAGCCGCACUAUGCAGCAAGUCAACCAGGAGAAACAGGAGAUGCAACAUAAGCUCGAGACAGUCUCGAGCCGGGUGGAGCUGAAACGGAAGCUGAUCCAAGACCAGCAGGAGCUGAUCCAGUCGCUGAAGAGCAGCCUGAACGAGGUGCGAGCUGAGAAGCUGCAGAUCGCCAGCAACAUGCAGCGGCGGCAACAGCUGGAGGAGCAGAGCGUGGAGCUGGCCACCGAGAUCGAGUCCCUCCACAGAGAUAUACGCGAAGCCAAGGAACAGCUGUCUCCUCUGGCCGCAGCUUUGGAAAAACUACUGAAAGAAAAGCUGGAUCUGAUGGAGAAGAAGACCGCGAGCUGCAAGGAGAUUCAAGAGAAGAUAAAUGACGUGAAAGAAAAAGUCAAAAACAUCGAUUGGUUCGCCAAAGAAAUUCAACGCUACAUCCAGGAAAAAAAAGAUGAAUUCAAAGAGCAAAAGGAGUCCGAGCUUCAAGAAACGGUCACCCAACUAAACGAGGUGGAAAAGCAGCGAGAGAAGAUUCAGAGGGACAUCGAGGCUUUCCGGAAGGACAUCGAUACGCAGAAACUUGAGGAGAGGUGGUUGCAGGAUAAUCUGACCUUGCGGAAACGAGUGGAAGAGCUGAGAGGUGUGGAGGCCAAAAGGCAGGAUCUACUGCAGCAGAUUGGAGAGAUGCAAGUGAUGCAACUGAAAAAUGAACGUAGACAGUUGGACGAGAAACUGGAACAGCUGAAGGACAAUCGCAGCCUGGCUCACGGACGCCAGAAAGGAUUCGAGGAGGAGAUUCUUCGGUUCAGGAAGGAGCUGAAAGAGCAGCAGUACAAAGACGCCGAGGAGAAGUUCAGAGAAAUGAUGAUCACCAUUAGAACAACCGAACUGGCCAACAGAGACCUUGAUAUUUAUUACAAAGCACUGGAUCAGGCAAUAAUGAAAUUUCACAGCAUGAAGAUGCAGGAGAUCAACAAAAUUAUCCGUGACCUGUGGAGGAGCACAUACAGGGGCCAAGACAUUGAAUACAUUGAGAUACGUUCUGAUGCCGACGAGAACGUGACGGCUGGGGACAAGCGGAGAAAUUACAAUUACCGGGUGGUGAUGGUGAAAGGCGACACGCCACUCGACAUGAGGGGGAGAUACAGCGCGGGGCAGAAGGUCCUGGCUUCCCUCAUAAUCCGCCUGGCUCUCGCUGAGACUUUUUGUCUGAACUGCGGAAUACUGGCUUUGGACGAACCAACCACCAACUUAGACCGGGAGAACAUUGAAUCAUUGGCUCAUGCCCUGGUGGAGAUAAUCAAGAGUCGAUCGAACCAGAGAAACUUCCAGCUUGUGGUCAUCACCCACGACGAGGACUUUGUGGAGCUGCUGAGCCGGUCGCAGUACGUCGAACACUUUUAUCGGGUCAAAAAGAACAUUGAGCAGUGCUCGGAGAUCAUCAGGUGCAGUGUCACCUCUCUCAACGCCCACGUUCAGUGAUUGCGUGGGCCCCUGCUUGUGUGUCUCUUACACAUACACACCAUCACCACCUUUAUCUCCAAAUUAUCUUCCAGUCAUAGCUCCCGUGUGAAAGACACACUUUGCGUCGAAGUUUUGGGGUUGUUUUUUUUUUACAGAGUCAACUGAUUUGAUUCCGAUUUUGGUUGUCGACGUUGGGUUCAUCAGCAUCUCGGUAAACAUGUUACAUGGUUAGCUAUCUGUCGAUCCAUCGAUCUGCUAUUCAGCAGUGAUUCAUAACACCCUUAUCGUGCCAGUGUUGCAUCUGCAGGAAAGUAGCGCAGGAGU
This is a messenger RNA of Callorhinchus milii (elephant shark), 4337 nucleotides long. It is a transcript of the gene rad50, whose product is annotated as RAD50 homolog, double strand break repair protein. Gene Ontology annotation, molecular function: single-stranded telomeric DNA binding; G-quadruplex DNA binding; double-stranded telomeric DNA binding. Gene Ontology annotation, cellular component: condensed nuclear chromosome; Mre11 complex; nucleus. The transcript is spliced from 25 exons. The record is from RefSeq and is a predicted model, not a curated record. NCBI's taxonomy places the organism in Eukaryota, Metazoa, Chordata, Chondrichthyes, Chimaeriformes, Callorhinchidae. Bases 93 to 4031 code for a protein of 1312 amino acids. Gene Ontology annotation, biological process: telomere maintenance via recombination; telomere maintenance via telomerase; chromosome organization involved in meiotic cell cycle.